This is a messenger RNA of Lachancea mirantina, 807 nucleotides long. NCBI's taxonomy places the organism in Eukaryota, Fungi, Ascomycota, Saccharomycetes, Saccharomycetales, Saccharomycetaceae. The record is from the annotation of a GenBank genome assembly.
AUGAGUCGGAACGUAGAUAAGGCGAACUCGGUUUUGCAGCGGUUCCAGGAACUUGAAGCGGAAAAAGAGGGUGGAUAUAAGGAUUAUACGCGACUGAAAAGACCUACGAAAGUCUUCUCGGUAAAAAGUGUCGACGAAGCCCAGCGAUGGCGAAAAGAGGUUGUUAGAGACAUCAACGGUAAAACCACACAGAUUCACGAUCCUUCGUUGAAUGACGCUCAACUGAGAGAGUUGAACGACCAGUUGAACGACCUUUUCCGUGAGAAAAAUCGAUGGGAGAGACAUAUCGCGAAAAACUUGAGAGGACCAGAUUACUCUCGGGCUAAGAGUGCUGACAGUGCUAAGGGGAUCAUAGUAGGUGGAAAGCGAUAUUUCGGGCGGGCUGUGACCCUUACAGAGGUGCAAGAGGCUCUUGAAGCGGACAAAAAUCGCCGACAAAAUCAACGGAAAAUCAAAGACGCGGAACGUACACUUCAGGACAAAAUUCAAACAUGGAAGUCGACCUUGAAGGACGAUUAUUUCGGACGCUUGGCUACUGAUACCAACUUUGAAGGCGACAGACCAGGGAGAUUGGCUCAGAACCCUGUUGAACGUUUACUACGUGAAACAACAGGACAAAGCUCGCAUUUCUUGCGCUACGAGCAAGCAAGGGCUGAGGAGUUGAGGGCUGAGCUUGGGAGCCAAGAAGCCACCAGUGAACCGCCCCAUGUUUUUCCUGAAUUCGAGCGUGUUCCCUCUCUGCGAGAGAUGGAGGAAUGGCUCGUCUCCAAAAGGAAAGAAAAGCUCCAAGAGCGAUUAAAUCUUUGA